ACUUCGUUGAAUAAUUAUGAUUAGGUAGAUGAGUGAAUUAUGAACUUGUGUAUGCUUGUCUGUCCCUCUGUGUGAGUUAGAUGAAAUGUCUGGCGUUGGUGGGAAAGGUGGACAUGGUAGUCUACCUUCUAACUCCAGUCAAACCAACAGAGUUCCUCCAAUACCCUGUCCAGUGAGCAACGCAAUGAACACAAGUACCGGUGGUAUCGCCGGGCUCGCCACCUCCCCUAACUCCGGCAGUGAUCUCGCCAGCUUGUUUGAGUGCCCGGUCUGCUUCGACUACGUUCUACCGCCGAUCCUACAAUGUCAGGCGGGUCAUCUCGUGUGUUCAAACUGCCGACCUAAGUUGACCUGCUGCCCAACAUGUCGGGGUCAACUGGGAGCAAAUAUACGCAAUUUGGCGAUGGAAAAGGUUGCUUCAACUGUCUUAUUCCCGUGUAAAUAUUCUAGUGGUGGCUGUGUUAUAACUCUUCUUCACACGGAAAAGAUUGAGCACGAGGAAACCUGUGAGUUCCGCCCCUACUCCUGUCCCUGCCCUGGAGCUAGUUGUAAAUGGCAGGGAAGCUUAGAACAAGUUAUGUCACAUCUCAUGCAGGUGCACAAGUCAAUUACAACGUUACAAGGAGAAGAUAUAGUGUUCUUAGCUACAGAUAUUAAUCUACCAGGUGCUGUUGAUUGGGUGAUGAUGCAAUCUUGUUUUGGUCAUCACUUCAUGCUGGUUCUAGAGAAACAGGAGAAGUUUGAUGGGCAUCAACAAUUUUUUGCCAUCGUACAGCUUAUAGGAACUAGGAAACAGGCGGAAAAUUUUGCGUACAGGUUGGAGUUGAACGGGCAUCGGCGCCGAUUAACCUGGGAAGCCACGCCGCGGUCUAUUCACGAAGGUGUUUCCUCCGCCAUCUUGAAUUCUGAUUGCCUCGUGUUCGAUACAAGUAUAGCUCAGCUGUUUGCUGAUAAUGGAAACCUAGGGAUAAAUGUAACAAUCUCAAUGUGCUGAAUGCUUUAUCUAAUCUCUAGACAGGGGAGGAGGUUAUAGUAUAGCUUAAUUAAAAGUAUUUGAUGUGCUUAUUUUAUGGGACGGAUUAGACAACUUUGCUAUUUAAAAGCUAUGUAAUGCCAUUAAAUAAAAUAAUUUCCAGGCCAUUUAAAUUCCAAAUUAUUUAUUAUUAUGCCUAACAAACAGAAUUAUAUAGCAAAAAAAAUGGUCUAGCUUGACCAUGAGUAGCACAUCAAAUAUUUGACGACGACCUCUUCCUCUAAAGUCAUGAAAGUACACAAUUAUCAUCUCCACUCACUCCAUACACGGAAGUUAUCGGGAUUAUACUUGAUCCACUCUUUUUCUUAAUCUCGAGAUUAAAUAAUGCUUGUUCUCCUCUUUUUAUUGAUCUCCAGAUUAAUUAACCGAUCGGAAUUAAGGAUAUUCCAUUCUAAAGUUUUCAGCUCUGACUUGAGAACUUCAGUGUUGGAUACCCAUAAUACUUACAUAUCCACAGUGGGGCACUUCUGAAUUUUACAAAGAAUCUGUUUAAUCUCUUGAUUUUUUAUAUCCGCAAUUUCUCUGUUCUCUCAUUGGUGGAGAGCAAAAUUCCUUGGCUGUUUGUUUUCCAAAGCCAACACUCUUUACGGGAUAAAAUUAAUCUUUAGAUAAGCAAAAGAUCGAGAUCAAGCAUUGAUCUCGAUAUCCACAAUACAAGAGUUGCUACAAUUUCAAAUUAUUUAAUUCUUGAAGACAUUUAAGUGAAUAGAAGAACAAAAACUACAUUAAUUUCACACUUAAUGGUUCUCACAUGUAGCAUGUACCAAAUCCUACACUACACAGUAUGUUCGUAAAUAUGUAUUUGAGAAUUGGAGAAAAGUAUUUUACUGUUAUUUAUCCAUAUAGCUGUUAGUUACAUUCUACCCCCAUACCCCCUUCAUAAAUCCCCUAGCCCUUUCUCCAAACCGUUUCCCCGUUGAAGAAAAUCCUGAAAAAUAUUUAACCUCUGUAUUUUUCCCCUUGAGCAUACCGUCUCCUUUUUCUUAAAGGGACUGUAAGCGUGAUUUCAAGUGAGCCUCCAUACAAAGAUUGCAAUGCCAGAUUUACAACGGUGCCCUUAAAAAUAUAUCUGAUUUCAUUUAUGUUUUAUUUCUUGUAACUGUUGAUUUUUAUUUGUAUGGCUUGCGACUUGCGCACUUCUUGCGCACUUUUUAAGUCAGAAAAACGACGGUAUUGACGGUAUUUUUGAGUAGAUAAAGAUUUUAAGGGUUUAGUUGUGAAUCGGACAUUUUCAUCUUUACAUAGAGGCUCACUGAGAAUUACCCUUACAGUUCCUUUAAUACAAUAUUCUAUUUUCUCUCUCCUUCUGACUAACCCUCUUCCUCCCAACUUUCUUCUGUUUAAUUACAUCUAAAAAAAUAUAUGAACAAAUUUUUUAAAUAAUUAUCAAAAUGAAAUGAAACAAUCAGUUUCAUAAUGUAUUAUUGUGUUAAUAUUGCUGCUGUGUACACUUACAUUGUACUGUACAGUUUUCGUAAUUCGGGGAUGGUACAUGAUUCGAGAUCAGCUCUAAAAUUUUGUUAACAUAAUCGGAGAUUUAUUUACACGAAUGACGACUAAAUUGUACAUAGUUUAUAGUCGAAAUUAAAUGUCGUCAUGUUAAAUAAAGUCGAACGCUAUUCAAGACAAUUUCAAAAACUUAAAAAGUUAUCACGUUUUGAUCGUCUGUUCAGAAGUUGUUAUUUGUAUCAUCACCUGGACAAAUUCUUUUUGAAUGACACAAUUUGUUCACCUCCUCACUACGUUAUCAAUACAAUAGUUGGGCAGAUUUUGCUUGAAGAAAAAAUUAGUUUUGAAGAAUUUUAAUGAAUAAAAUAUGAGUGAUAAAUUUAUUAUAAAUACACAUGUUGUAUGUAUUGUAUAACGUAUAUUAUUGAUCCAAAUAAAUCGUUUUACUAAACUAAA
Messenger RNA from Eurytemora carolleeae, 2938 nucleotides. Its product is annotated as E3 ubiquitin-protein ligase SIAH1. NCBI's taxonomy places the organism in Eukaryota, Metazoa, Arthropoda, Copepoda, Calanoida, Temoridae. Gene Ontology annotation, biological process: proteasome-mediated ubiquitin-dependent protein catabolic process; multicellular organism development. Gene Ontology annotation, cellular component: cytoplasm. Gene Ontology annotation, molecular function: ubiquitin protein ligase activity; zinc ion binding; ubiquitin conjugating enzyme binding. The record is from RefSeq and is a predicted model, not a curated record. The transcript is spliced from 7 exons. Bases 86 to 994 code for a protein of 302 amino acids.